UACAAGCGUUUUGGUUUCUGCGGAAUUCCACUUGAGACCCUGUAACAAGGUGACCAUUUUCUUGGUAUAUACACUGUUUAAAACAACACGUUAAGAUUGUGUAUCAUUCGUUAACACACCAGGACCGUCGUUUGUUAAUGUAUACCUGCAUGUUGCGACUGGAAGAUCCUGAUCGAGUGGUUGUCAUGGGAGACAAAUUAAGGGCGAAUAUAUUGAUCCGGACAGAUUGCCGUUUGUGUUUGCAAAUACCUUCAUGUUUCCAGAGUUCACACUGACCAGACGGGCUGAUGUCAUGCAAGUAAUACUGUGACGAUGCAAUAACAGACUCAUUCACAUGUUAUUUUGACAAAAGAUGACAUGACUUCUAAAAGCCACGCCAAUGGAGAUAACAGUGUUCUGUCCUUUCACGGUAAAGAUGGCGCAGCUAGACUGGCAUCAGUAGCUUUCGGCGUGACCCAGGACAUAAUUCUACAGAAGGUCAGGGAAUCCAUGUCGAGGCUAACCUCCGCACCAAACAUCACGACAGACUCCUUGUAUAACGAUCUCAGAUACAUCUGGCAACACCUUCAAAAAGCCGACUGCCAUUUCAGAGCUAGACUACUGGUUGCUCUGAACGACCAAGGGAUUGUCCAGGUUGUCCAGAAGAGCUGGGAAACUGUAGGACAUAUUGUUGGCACUGAUAACGAUGCCAGUGAUUCGUGGAAGUGUAUUCGGCUUGCUACGUCAUUGCUGUGGAUAGCAUCAGACGCCCUUGCAGAAACAUGUCGCGAGGUAACACACUCAGGGCUUCUGUUGACAGUUGUUAAACAUUUGCGAAGUAUGUCCAGCAACAAUGUGCUAGACAAACCCAGAAAGCUAUACUUUCUAAAGGCGAUGCUGGGACUCUGCCACAACGUUGUGCGGAAUCACACAGAAGGCAAAGAUGUACUGAAAACCGCACACGGAGUUGAGAUUCUCAAACAGCUGUAUUGUUCGGCUAACUCAACCAACAUGAUGCUGAAAGCCAAAUCCCUGAUCGUCCUGUCGUAUCUGGUGGAUGAGAAGGAGAGCGAGGUAAUCCACGCCUCAUCUGACACGAUCAGCUUCAUCCUGGGUAUCCUCGACGCUAGCUUGUCGUCUGCAGACCACGCCUCCACUAAAUACGGGAUGAAUUCUCUCGAGAUCGUGCUGGGUCUGAAUAACAUCGCGCUGCAUGACACCAACAAGUUGACGGUGGUGCGGUGUGGCGCUGUGUCCAUGUACACCCAGCUCCUGGAGUCGUCGGACCCGCAGGAGCAGACGGCCGCUGGGAAUGGCGUCUGGUGUCUGUCUUUUGUCAAGGAGAACAAGCUGUGGAUCAAAGAGGAGCAGCAGUGUAUAAAAGCUCUUCGGUGCCUAGCCAAUAAAGGAAAUACCCCAGCCGGUCACGCAGCCAGAGGUGCAUUGUGGGAAAUAUUUCGAGAUGUUGAAAUAUCCCACAGAGAAGAGCAAGAAGCUAACGCCCGUCACGUGAUGAUAAGCUACCAAUGGGAGUCUCAGUCUAUCAUGGUCAUGGUGAAGGACAGACUCAAACAGGCCGGGUACAAAGUGUGGAUGGAUGUGGAAUUCAUGAGUGGGUCGACAUUGGAGGCCAUGGCUCUGGCCGUGGAAAAAGCGGCCGUCAUCCUGAUAUGUAUGACAGAGAAAUACAAGGAGAGUCCAAGCUGCCGAACAGAAUCAGAAUAUGUAUUCCGUCUGCGAAAAGACAUCGUCCCACUUCGCCUGCAGCACAAGUACCAACCAGACGGCUGGCUGGGCAUGCUGGUGGGAAGCAGACUCUAUUUUGACUUCUCCAGUGAAGAGCUCGUUGACAAACAGAUGCCAAAACUCAUCAAGGAGCUGGGAACGCGGGGAUUCAUCGAAAGGCCACUCGAAGAUGCUAUAGAUGGGAUUCCAAUAACACAGAUACCCGAAAAAGCUGUCCAUUCAGAAAAGUCCAGUCAAGGUGUAACGUCCUGGUCGAGAAACGUGGUCCGUGAUUGGUUGGAAAAUAUUGGCUUGAAGAGUUUAGCUGACAGGCUUACUGAUGUGGACGGGAUGCUGCUAUCAGAGAUGAUUAAACUGGAAAGAAAAUCGCCGGAGUUUUUCUACCACUCGCUCAAGUCAGACUUCUCGCUCAGUUUCUGUGAUAUUUUAAAACUUUCCAGGGGACUCAGUCAGUUACAGUUGUAAAACAAAUUAUAAUAAAAACUUGUCUAUAA
Gigantopelta aegis is the source of this 2219-nucleotide messenger RNA. RefSeq lists its product as uncharacterized. The record is from RefSeq and is a predicted model, not a curated record. NCBI's taxonomy places the organism in Eukaryota, Metazoa, Mollusca, Gastropoda, Neomphalida, Peltospiridae. Bases 358 to 2190 code for a protein of 610 amino acids. The transcript has 8 exons. Gene Ontology annotation, biological process: signal transduction.